Austrofundulus limnaeus is the source of this 4689-nucleotide messenger RNA. RefSeq names its product GRB10 interacting GYF protein 2 (gene gigyf2). Gene Ontology annotation, molecular function: protein binding. The record is from RefSeq and is a predicted model, not a curated record. Lineage: Eukaryota; Metazoa; Chordata; Actinopteri; Cyprinodontiformes; Rivulidae. The coding region runs from base 73 to 4053 and encodes 1326 amino acids. Gene Ontology annotation, cellular component: membrane; proximal dendrite; perikaryon. The transcript is spliced from 29 exons. Gene Ontology annotation, biological process: insulin-like growth factor receptor signaling pathway.
AGAGAGAGCCACUCAACAACACGCAUACAAACCCCGAGCUGUCACAACUAGUCGAGAACUCCAGGAAAAAAAAUGGCCGAAACCCAGACUCUUAACUUUGGACCAGAAUGGCUCCGUGCUCUGUCUGGAGGUGGUGGUGGUGGUGGUGGUGGUGCUGGAGUUGGUGGAAGUAGCAAUGCCAUUGCCUCUCCACCCCUCUCGCCAGCAUUGCCAAAGUAUAAACUUGCAGACUAUCGCUACGGGAGAGAAGAAAUGUUAGCACUUUAUGUAAAGGAUAACAAGAUCCCUAUAGACUUACAUGAUAAGGAGUUCCUGUCCAUACUGCAAGAGGAACCCUUACCACCUCUGGCACUUGUGUCUUUUACAGAGGAGGAGCAGAGAAACUUUUCCAUGUCUGUAAACAGCACAGCUGUACUUCGGCUGACAGGGCGAGGAGGCGGACCAAUAGUUGGGGCACCAAGAGGCCGAAGUACAUCAAGAGGUAGAGGACGGGGAAGAGGCGACGGAGGAUUUUACCAAAGAAGUUUUGAUGAUGUGGAAGGUUUUGGUCGUGGAGGGAGAGAAAUGCACCGCUCUCAAAGCUGGGAAGAAAGGGUAGACAGGCGAUUUGAAAAGCCGGUUCGGAAAGAUCCAGUGGAUCCUGCUCCGGGACAUUUUCAGAUAAAUCACAUUCGAGGCACGUAUGAGGACGGCGGGACAGGGCUGCCCAGGAAGCACGACUUCACGCGGUCAGAGAGUGAGAACUGGCGUACUUCUCGCGAUGAGCAGAACGGUGAGGAUGAUGAGGGCAGUGACCGGUGGUGUUUACCGAGCCCAGACGGGCCUCGGUCAGCAGGGUGGCGGGAACACCCAGACCAACGUCGACGUUUCCCGUUCGACGCAAGAGAAGACGAGCGCGGCUACAGGAGGCAGAGAUCAGGCAGCGGCAGUCUGGACGACGAGAGGGACAGCUUACCAGAGUGGUGCCUGGAGGAUGCAGACGAGGAGGCGGGCACGUUUGACUCCUCAGGAGCUUUUCUCUCUCUAAAGAAAGCAUCAAAGGAGCCAAUUCCAGAAGAAGCAGAGCUUGAUUUCAAACCCUUGGAGGAGUGCGAGGAGGGCCUGGAGGAGCUGGACACAUCGCCCAGACAGACCAAAGAGACCGAUAGAGAGGCCAAAAGAGAAGCUGACAGAAAAGAGUUUUCCAGAGCAUCAGAAGAGACUCCAGCUGUGGUUCCACCUGUUUCUUCAGCAGUCCUGGAAUGCCAGCCCCCUCCACAAAGUUUAGCCCCCAGCCAUCCCCACAGAACAGAAGAGUGUGAGAGACCGGUGGAACAGCAGCCACGGGAGCUACCACCCAAGCCGUGCAAAGCCCCCACGCGUGUCCCCAUGUCCGCUAGCCUUUUGGAGUCUCUCCCUCUGACCCACGUUUCCACCACKCUACCAGAGGUGUCUGCUCCAUCGUCAUCUGUUCAUCUAGCACAGCAGAAGCCCGUGGAAGUCCCUGUGGCCAUGAGCAAUCCCUCACCCUUCACAUCCAGCAUAAUGGCUCCUAUACGCAGGCCUGCCACUGUGCCACACGACACCGAUGAAGACGAGGGACUGAAACACUUUGAGCAAGAGGCAGAAAAGAUGGUGGCAUAUCUACAAGACAGCGUUGUGGACGACGACAGGCUGUCAGCAAAGACUACAGAAAAGCCAAAGCCCGCAGGCCUGCCUCUAACCCARGAAGCAGCUCUUAAAUGGUUUUACAAAGAUCCACAGGGGGAGAUACAGGGUCCAUUCAGUAAUCAGGAGAUGUCGGAGUGGUUUCAGGCUGGUUACUUCACCAUGUCUUUGUUGGUCAAAAGAGGAUGCGAUGAAGUGUUUCAACCUCUGGGGGAGAUGAUGAAGAUUUGGGGGAGGGUGCCAUUUACUCCAGGCCCUGCACCWCCACCUCUACAAUCGGAUGGUGACCAAGAAAGGUUGAAGAGGCAGCAGGAGCUCACGGCCCUCAACCUUUUUCAGUUGCAGCAGCUCCAAUAUCAAUACCUCCUCAGGCAGCAAUAUGCCCAGGCUAUGGCCCAGCAGAAAGCUUUAGUUCUCAACUCCGCUCCUCUUCAGCAGCAGCAGCAGCAGCAACAGCAGAUAAACCACCUUCUACAGCAAUACCAGGCUCUGAAGAUAAGUGCUUCAGAUAGCCUUCUACCUCCUGUCACUCGAUCCCUGUCGGUACCAGACUCUGGUUCUGUGUGGGAAAUGCAGAACCCGUCCUCUCAGGCUUGCUGCACACCGAACCUCCAACAAGCCGCCACAAGCACAUGGGAUGGCAGCAGUGUCUGGGACUUGCCGAUAGACUCGGUGGCACAAGCUCCAACGAUCGAGCAGAUGCAGCAGUUUGAGAAGGCAAAGUCUGCAAAGUUGGAGCUGGAGAGGCGGGAGGCGGAAAUGAGAGCAAAACGGGAGGAAGAGGAGCGAAAACGCCUGGAGGAGGCUCUCAGGGCUCGACAGGAGGAGGAGCGGAAGCGGCUGGAAGAGGAGGAGUUGGCGCGACAAAAACAGGAGGAGGCUUUGAGGCGGCAAAGGGAACUAGAGGAGGCGCAACGUAGACAAAAAGAAGAAGAGGAGAGGCUGGCGCAGGAGGAAGCUCUCCGAAAAUUAGAAGAAAGGCGGAGGGAAGAGGAGGAGAAAAAGAAACGAGAAGAGUUCCUUCGUAAACAGGAGGAGGAGCGUAGAAAGCUAGAAGAACUAGAAGCAUUAAGGAGGCGCGAGGAGGAGAAACGGGUGGAGGAAGAGGCGGCAGCAGCAGCUGCGGCGGCUGCUCUCGCACAGCAACAGGAGGAGCAGCGAAGAAGGGAGCAGGAGGCCCAGAGACAACAGGAGCUGCAGAGACAGAGGCAGCAGCAACAGGAGGCCCUCAGACGGCUGCAGCAGCAGCAGCAGCAGCUCGCACAAAUAAAGCUUCCAUCUUCUUCUAAAUGGGGGCAGCAAUCAAUCAACACUACAAACCCAGGUCAGAAUGCUCUGUCGCUGGCAGAGAUCCAGAAACUAGAGGAGGAGAGGGAGCGACAGACACGGGAGGAGCAGAGACGCCAGCAGCAGGAGCUCCUGAAGCAGCAGCAGCAGGUAGCCCUGCAGCAAGCUCAGCAGUCCCAGGCCAAGCUGUCAGGUUGGGGCAACAUGGCCAAACAACCAGCCAUGACCAAGUCUUUACUGGAGAUUCAGAGGGAAGAAGCCCAGCAGAUGAAGCAGCGGAAGGAGCAGCCGCAGCAUCAGCACCCUAUCGCCACCCAACAGACCCGCCCUCAGAACAGAACUAGUCGCCUCUCUUCCCAGACGUCACUCAGUAACUCUGUAUGGGGGUCCGUUAACACCAGCACCAACUGGGGCUCAGAUCCCAGCAGCAUCUGGGGCGACGCCCACAACUCAAACAUGGGCUUCUGGGACGAGGCCGUGAAGGAGGCAGUCCAACAGCAGCCUCCCCAGAACAAAAAAGGCAACUCUCAGAAGAACAAUAAGGGCAACGCCAACCUCAGUAACUCUUUGAGUGGGCGAAGCAGCAAGAAGGUAGAAGAGGAGGAGAAGCUGCUAAAGUUGUUCCAAGGCGUCAGUAAGAGCCAGCAGGACACCUUCAUGCAGUGGUGUGAGCAAACGCUGCACACACUCAACACGGCCAACAAUCUGGAUGUUCCUACGUUUGCAUCCUUCUUGAAGGAAGUGGACUCUCCAUAUGAGGUGCAUGACUACAUCAGGGCCUACUUGGGAGACACUCCUGAAUCCAAGGACUUUGCCAAGCAGUUCUUAGAACGUCGUGCCAAACAGAACGCUAACCAACAGAAGCAGGCACCGUCGAAUCAGCAGCUCGCCAAGCAGCAGCAGGACUCAGUGUGGGGAGGAACAGGACCUUCAACGAUCUAUCAGUCGAACCACCUGAGCAGCCAGCAGCAGCAGCAGCGAUUUGAGACGGUCACCUCAGGGAAGAAGAAAAAGAAGCAGAAGAUGGUGCGAGCAGACCCCAGCCUUUUAGGGUUUUCUGUGAACGCGUCGUCUGAGAGGUUGAAUAUGGGAGAAAUCGAGACUCUGGAGGACUUUUAAAGGGACUGCAGCCGAGCGCCUCCCACUGACUGUAUCCAGUUUGAGCAGCAGCUGUUUUACGUUCUCCUUUACCGUUCCCUCAAGUUUCACCUCUGUUCAGUUUCCAACAAAUGAACAUCUAAAACCUCAACCUCUGAGUCAGGGCCAUCCUGGAGCAAACUAAUUAAAACCUUSAAUAGAAGAGUCUCCAGAGGUUUUGGAUUGUCACCAUCUGGAAACACUUCCAAUGGAUCUCAAAUUCGGCCUCAGUUUGUGGAUUAUUUUUAUUUAAUAAGUGUGGAUAUAAGGGUGGGGUAGUAUGAAGGCAAGGUAGAGAAAUAACAUCCAUUGUUUUUGUUUUAUUUAUUGAAAACCCUCCUCUUCCUCCUUUGCCUCCUCCCUCCCUCUCUUUUCUCAGCUGGUUGUUCGUGGAUAAUGACGGCAAACUAGAGCCCAAGGAUUCGUGCCCACUUAUGUCCUGUUUUAAGGACAUGUUCAAAAGUUCCAACUAGUUAUCUAUUUCUUGUAAAAUACUAGGCUGUUUAAAGAAUAAACUUUCAAUUCUGCAUCUGUAAUAUAAUAUAUGAAACUGAUCUGCUGGAGUCCUACUUUUUUAUUGCAGUCUGAAAUAAAACAGUCUGAUGUGUGGGCUGUUCA